Messenger RNA from Aureococcus anophagefferens, 759 nucleotides. RefSeq lists its product as hypothetical. Gene Ontology annotation, molecular function: transcription coregulator activity; histone demethylase activity. The annotation marks the transcript as partial. The transcript is spliced from 2 exons. Gene Ontology annotation, biological process: regulation of transcription by RNA polymerase II; protein demethylation. The record is from RefSeq and is a predicted model, not a curated record. Lineage: Eukaryota; Pelagophyceae; Pelagomonadales; Pelagomonadaceae.
AUGGCCGACGGCCGGGGCUUCGACGAGGCCUGGGCGCGGCGCACGGGCCUGCGGCGGCCCGCGCUCAUCGCCGACGCCGCGGGGCUCGGGCUCGCCGUGCCCUCGGGGUCCUUCGGCGUGCGCGACGUCGCGCGGAUCGUCGGCGAGCGGACGCCCGUGCAGGUCAUGCGGUCCCAGGACCAGAGCUCCGUGGAGAACUGGAGCCUCGCGGACUGGGCGCGCUACUGGCACGCGCCCGUGCGCGAGGACACGCUCAACGUCAUCUCGCUCGAGUUCUCGCGGACGCCGCUCGCGGCGCACGUGCGGUCGCCGGCGCUCGUGCGGCGCCUCGACUGGAUCGACAACUGCUUCCCCGACGCCUACCGCGCGCGCGGCGAGUACCCGCAGACCCAGUACUACUGCCUCAUGUCCACGGGGGGCUGCUACACGGACUUCCACGUCGACUUCGGGGGCACGGCGGUCUGGUACCACGUCUUCCGCGGCAGCAAGGUCUUCUACGCGGCGCACCUCGCGGCCUACGAGCGGUGGAUCUGCGACGCGGACCAGGACAGCACGUGGUUCCCGGACGUCGCGGCGGCCGGCGGGCCCUGCGCCUGCGCGCGGGUCGAGGUGCGCGCGGGCGAGACGUUCUUCAUCCCCUCGGGCUGGAUCCACGCCGUGCACACGCCCGCGGACUCGCUCGUCUUCGGCGGCAACUUCCUGCCGGGCCUCUGCACCGCGGACCUGCAGCUCGCCGUCCACGACAUCGAGGCGCGGACG